Messenger RNA from Cotesia congregata, 858 nucleotides. NCBI's taxonomy places the organism in Eukaryota, Metazoa, Arthropoda, Insecta, Hymenoptera, Braconidae. The record is from the annotation of a GenBank genome assembly.
AUGAGUAUUCCAUUGCGGACAUUGUACCGAUGGGAACAAAAUCGUAUAUCUUCCAAAAAUUGCUUGGAAAAUAUUAAAAAUAACCAUUCCAAUACAAAUACUGAAGAAAAUGAGGCUAUUCAAUAUGAAAGACUACAUGAAGAUAGUCCAAUAACUGUGGAUGAAUGUGUCUUCAAUUUAUUAAAUUUUUACUGUAAACAUAAUAUAACUAAAGCUGCAUUGAAGGAAUCAUUAGAACUGCAACUGAAGCUUUUACCUGAAAAUAAUAGAAUGCCGAAAACAUUAUUCAAACUAUUCCAGUAUGCACAAUCUAUUGCUCCUCGUUGUGAAGUAAUCAAGCAUUACUACUGUAAAAAAUGUCUAUAUACUGUCGAUUUUGAGUUUAGCGAUAAAGAACGUUAUUUAUUUCAUUCUAAAGGUUUCGACCUAACAAGUAUAGCAAUUUACUCACGAGCAAAAAUAAAUACGAUUGUAUAUACAUCGGAAAUUUAUAAAAUAAUCAAAACAAAUAAUUACACGGUAUUAAUUAAAGCAGAUGACUCAAUAAUUUAUGGGACUGUUAGAUUUUUCGCUGAGAUUGAAGAAGACUUAUGGAUUGUUAUUCAUCGUCUUACUGUUGAUCACACUAAAAUUUUUUACCAUGAACAAACAAGAUCAAAAAUUGAACAUAUUGUUCCAAAUAUCAAUUUGAUCACACAGCUUAAAAGAUUGAGAAAAUAUUAUAAGAGAGUGCGAGAGAGAAAAGACAGCCGCGCGCAGCCUACCCGGAACAAAGAAAGAGGGAAAAGAGACGGCGAAGAACGCCGAGAGACAAGCGAGAGUAGUAGGGGAAGCAUCCUGGGAAGUCCCGUAGCAUAG